Molecule: messenger RNA, 1311 nt
Organism: Parnassius apollo (apollo)
Lineage: Eukaryota; Metazoa; Arthropoda; Insecta; Lepidoptera; Papilionidae
Source: the annotation of a GenBank genome assembly
AUGGCAGAACAAGGACAAGAUUAUAUUGAUGAACUUAAACACGUGAUGGGUAUAUCGAAACCGAAAUUUGUGUUCUGUUCUCCUCAAGCAUACAGCGUCCAUGAAAAUCACUUAAAAUUAUUUCUCGAAGUAAAAAACGUAAUUUUAUUUGGCGAGAGAAAACAAAAUGAUGUAUUGUUAUAUAAUGACUUAACAACAACAAAGAGUGUAACCUUGGAAGAAUUCAAAGCAGUUGACGUAAAGGGUGAAACGGAUACCCUUUUUAUCUUAUAUUCAUCAGGGACAUCCGGCUUUCCGAAAGGCGUUAUGCAGACUCAUUUGAAUGUCUUGGCUGCGUGUAAUCUGCCUUCUACUGUUGAGCCAGAUACAUCAAUGCUUGUAGUCACUCCCUGGUAUCACACGAUGGGGUUGAUUGGGACGUUGCGGUGUUUUUCAAAGGGCACAUCACUCGUCUUUAUGCAAAAGUUUGAUGUGGAGUCUUAUUUAAAUACAAUUGAACUGUAUAAGAUUAGCCAGCUAACUGUGGUCCCGCCGUUACUAGUCGCACUUUGCAAACAUCAAUCCCAUCAUGAUGUUAGUUCGGUCAAACUGAUAUACUCCGGUGCAGCACCUCUCCACAGCGAUACUAUUAAAGCUGUACGAGAAAGAUUUCCAAAGGUAAAAGCGGUAUUACAAGGCUAUGGAUUGACUGAAUCAACUCUUGGAGUUACGCGGGAUACUUAUGAAAUGGCGCACUUAGCAAAGCCAGGUGGAGUUGGAUACAUCGUCAAGAACACUGUUAUAAAGAUUGUGGAUAUAAAAACGGGAAAAGUCUUAGGUCCAAACCAGACAGGUGAAAUAUGCGUAAAAGGAGUCCUGAUAAUGAAAGGCUACAUAGGAGAGGAACAUAAUAGCGGUGAUUAUUUCGACGAAGAAGGUUUUUUCAAAACUGGCGACAUCGGUUACUAUGACGACGAUAAAUAUUUUUUUAUUGUAGAUCGACUUAAAGAACUUAUAAAGUACAAAGCCUAUCAGGUGGCGCCAAUGGAGAUAGAAGCAGUACUUCUCAAACAUAAUGGCGUUCGUGACGCAGGCGUCGUGGGAAUGCCUGAUGCAGUAGCAGGCGAGAUGCCUCUCGCAUUUGUAGUACCUCAACCCGGCGCUAACCUAACCGAUACCGAGCUGCAGGAGUUUGUAGCUGAAAGGUUGUCCAAUCCAAAACGUUUAAGAGGUGGUGUGAAAUUCGUAAAAGAGAUCCCAAAAACUUCUAGUGGAAAAAUCCUUCGAAAGAAUUUACGAGAGAUGGCCAAGACUGUAACAAGUAAAUUAUAA